Messenger RNA from Brassicogethes aeneus, 1689 nucleotides. The record is from the annotation of a GenBank genome assembly. Lineage: Eukaryota; Metazoa; Arthropoda; Insecta; Coleoptera; Nitidulidae.
UUCAAAAUAGUUUCUGUAGUAGAAUAUGAUAACAUUUCUAUUGACAAUCAGAAAUAUGAAGUGUUUAAUAAUCUUUGCCAUUUUGGGCUCAGUUUUAAGUGCACCAACGUGCGAAAACGAUCAAUAUAUUCCUGACCAAGACUGCUCUAUAUUUUGGCAAUGCUCUAAUGGAGUUCCAGUUUUGCAAAACUGUCCAGAUGGUCUUCACUUUAAUCCAGUUUUAAACGUAUGCGAUUGGCCAGAUUUUGCAGGAUGCAGUGAUGGUCCUUUACCUAAAAAAACAAUUAUUUCCUCAACAGAAAAAUCAUCUACAUCAAGUGGUGCUUUAACUGAUAUAACUCCAAAAUGUGGAGAGCAACAAUAUCUCCCAGGUCACAAUUGCACUUCAUUCUGGGAAUGUUCCAAUGGCGUACCAUAUUUGCAAUUAUGCCCUGCCAAUCUUGAAUUUAACGCAAAAUCGCACGUUUGCGAUUAUCCUAAAAACGCUGGGUGUAAAAAACAAGCACAAACUUCAACUGAAGUUUCAACAGAAGCUCCCUUGAGUACUGUAACAGAGCCAUCUGAAAUAUUUAAUUCAUCCGAUUCCUUUGAAGAAUCAGGUAAUGAUGAGAACACUGAGGCUUCAGGUGAUGAUGCGACUAUUGAAGAUUAUGUUUCUUCCGAGGUACCAGAAACAGCCCCAACAUGUGGGGACCAACAAUAUCUCCCAGGUCCAAAUUGCUCUUCAUUCUGGGAAUGCUCCAAUGGCGUACCAUAUUUGCAAUUGUGCCCUGCCAAUCUUGAAUUUAACGCAAUAUCGAACGUUUGCGAUUAUUAUGAAAAAGCUGGAUGCAAAAAACAAGCACAAACUUCAACUGAAGCUUUCUUGAGUACGGUAACAGAGCUAUUUAAAACACCCAAUUCAUCUGAAUUCAGCGAUGGAUCAAGUAAUGAAAACACUGAAGCUUCGGGCGAUAAAGAAAGUUGGGCUUCAUCCGAAGAAUCACUCAAUGAUGAGUCCGAAGAAGCUUCUGGAGAAAAUUCUAUCACCACUGAAGUUUUACCAACCCCAAUAAGUCUCCCAACAUGUGGAGAUAAACUAUAUCUCCCAGGUCCCAACUGCUCUUCAUUCUGGCAAUGUUCUAAUGGUGUUCCAUAUUUGCAAAUAUGCCAUGCAAACCUCGAUUUCAACCCAAUUUUAAAUGUAUGCGAUUGGUCCGAAAAUACUGAAUGCAGAAACAAAAUGAGUGGUUCUACUGAACAAUCAAACAAAAGUUCUUCUAAUGCUUCAAAUGAAGAUUCUGAAGAGUCUAAGGAAUCUGAAGAGUCUAAGGAAUCUGAAGAGUCUAAAGAGUCUUAUGUAUCAUCCAAGGAACCAAUUACUACUCCCAUCUGUGGCGAUAAACAGUACCUGUCAGAUUUAGACUGUACCAUUUUCUGGGAAUGUAACAACGGAAUUCCAUAUUUGCAAAGAUGUCCAUGGGGACUUCACUUUAAUUCUAAAUUAAACGUUUGUGAUUGGCCACGAAAUGCUAGAUGUCAAGAAUCUUCUGAUGAACUAUACGAUGGUAUACUCGAGUAAAUACAAAUUAAAACCUCAAAAACAGAACGUUUGAUAGUAAAAAAUCUAAUAAAAUAAGGAUUUGUUUGACUUAAUACUACUUAAUACUAAUACCAAAUAAAUAAUAUUACAAUAUAUAUUUAAAUCUG